ACAUAUGUACCUAGGUAGAUGCCUAUUUAGGUUACAUAUAUAUACCAUUAUGGCUCAUCUUACACAUGUACCUGUCUAGGGUAGUGGGAUCAAAAUGCUACCCUGAUAUAGCCGAUAGGAAGAGCUGGCUACCGAUAUCGUUGAUCAUGAACAAGAACGUCACGCGGAGGUCCUUCGCCCUCACCCGAGAAUAAAGGCAACUGCGGUAGAAAUAAUAAGCGUAUAAGUGAUCAGAUUCAGCAUCACUUUCAGUUCGCUUAUUUACUUUGUUCAGUUCGCAUCUCACCAUCAUCACUGUCACUACAGAACGUCGUUCCUGGCUCGUAUAACAAGAGUUCGAACACCUAGCUACUAAGUAUGAGUGUAGUCGAGACACAAGUCCAGGCUCAGGCUCUAGAGACCUAUCCUUGUCCUCUGUUGGAUACCCGCUUCUCGAUUUUAAAGCAGUCUAUAAUCAAGCCCGAAGACAAAGCUCGAGUUAUUAAUUCUUAUCAACGCCUUACGAUCGCCCUGGAGAAGAACGCCAACUUGAUCGCCAAGCGAGGUCCUCAAGCAAUACCGGAAAUCGACUUCGCCGACGUCCAAAGUAAUGACGGUUCUUUCCCUACAGGUUUCAAAAGCAUUGUCAAGCAGACAGGUUGUGUCAUAAUCCGUGGAGUCGUAUCAGAGGAACAAGCUUCAUCUUGGGAAGACGAGCUCAGGAGCUACACGAAGAACCACCGUGUCGCAGGGUUCCCCAAGGAUGACCCUCAAAACUUUAGCCUCUUCUGGACUCGACCACAAGUCCAGAUACGGAGCCAUCCAAAUGUGAUGAAAGCAAUGAAAGCAGUGGGCCAGCUGUGGCACAUAUCCCAAGACGAUCAGCUAUUCGAUUUGGAAAGCCAGGUGGUUUAUGCUGAUCGUUUUCGAAUUAGACACCCCACAACUGAUGCAGAAUAUACCCUUCCAGCUCAUCAAGACAGCGGAGCUAUAGAGAGGUGGGAGGACCCCGAGUACCGUGCGUGCUAUCAAAAGAUUUUUGAAGGUAGAUGGGAAGAGUAUGACCCGUGGUGUGCAGACCACCGCUCCGAUGCCAAAACCAGCCUCUACUCAUUGGCCAAGUCAUGUUCCGCUUUCCGCGCUAUGCAAGGAUGGAUGAGUCUAUCCCAUACCAACACCGGCGAAGGAACCCUACGUCUAGUCCCCGAGCUCAAGUGCGCGACCGCGUACCAAAUGCUGCGGCCAUACUUCGUCCUCGACGAAAGGUUCAACGACACCGCGCCCCUAUUCCCCGGCGCCAACCCCGGAAACCUGCAGUUCUUUCCAACCACCAAACUGCAUCCCCAUCUGCUCCUGGAAAAGAGCAUGGUCGGCAUCCCGCCCGUGAAGCCCGGCGACUACGUCUUCUGGCACUGCGACCUCGUCCACGAGGUCGACCGGUUCCACCCCGGCACCCGCGACUCGUCCGUCAGCUACAACGGCUGCGUGCCCCUGUGCCCAUACAACCUCGAGAACCUACUGAGGCUGCGCCAGAGCUUUCUGGAUGUCAUGCCGCCGAAGGAUUUUAACGGGAUCGAGCAUGGCGAGCUGGAGAGGGAUCAUAAGGAUCACGGUGCGAGGAGGGAGAAUAUAUUGUCGGUCGAGGGGUUGAGAGCGUUGGGCUUUGAGCCGUUCGAUGCGGAAGAGGGGGGGAUUACGGAGGGCCAGCGCGAGAUGCGGAGGCUGGCGAAUCGGAAACUUGGGUUUGAGAGUGCAUAAUGUGUUAUCUAGUAGUCUCGAUCCGACCCAAAAUAUGCUGUAGCUAGAUGCUUGCCCAGGUAAGCAAGUAUUGGAGAAGUAGAGGGUUUGCAAGUGAGAGCUUUGGCAGUGGGCAAUAAAGGAGAUCAUCCCUAAUUAUCCUGCUUAAGCACCCGUUAGCUUAAAGGCAGUAGAUAAUGAAUACAU
This is a messenger RNA of Hypoxylon fragiforme, 1923 nucleotides long. RefSeq lists its product as uncharacterized. The transcript is spliced from 4 exons. Bases 358 to 1737 code for a protein of 459 amino acids. The record is from RefSeq and is a predicted model, not a curated record. Lineage: Eukaryota; Fungi; Ascomycota; Sordariomycetes; Xylariales; Hypoxylaceae.